Linnemannia hyalina is the source of this 1014-nucleotide messenger RNA. The record is from the annotation of a GenBank genome assembly. Lineage: Eukaryota; Fungi; Mortierellomycota; Mortierellomycetes; Mortierellales; Mortierellaceae.
AUGUCUGACCACACAAAGACCAACCUGAUCACUCUCACCCGCCACGUCUUCCAGGACCAGGUUGAGAACUACAAGGAGGCCUCCGGAGACCUCACCCUCCUUCUCACCGCCAUCCAGCUCGGCUGCAAGUUCGUCGCCUCAAACGUCCGCAAGGCCAGCUUGAUCAGCAUGACCGGCUUGGCUAACUCGUCGAACGUCCAGGGUGAGGAGCAAAAGAAGCUGGAUGUCAUUGCCAACGAGAUCUUUGUCAACGCCCUCCGCUCAUCUGGCAAGGUCGCCGUCAUGGUCUCUGAGGAGGACGAGGAGGCGAUUUUUGUCGAGUCCCAGUAUCAGGGCAAGUACUGCGUUGUCUUUGAUCCUCUCGACGGAAGCUCCAACAUCGAUUGCGGUGUCUCUAUCGGAACCAUCUUUGGUAUCUACAAAGUCAAGGAGGACUCGACUGGUAAGCUUUCCGACGUUCUCCGCCCCGGCUCCGAGAUGGUUGCUGCUGGAUACUGUACUUAUGGUUCUUGCUCGACUUUGGUCUUGACCACUGGCCAGGGCGUCAACGGAUACACCCUCGACACCGAGAUCGGAGAGUUCAUCCUCACCCACCCCGAUAUCCAAAUCCCUUCGCGUGGAAAGAUCUACGCCGUCAACGAAGGUAACUCCAAGUACUGGGAUGGUGCCUGCACAAAGUACUUCCACUCGCUCAAGUUCCCUGCAGACCCCAAGAAGUCGCCCUACUCUGCUCGUUAUGUCGGUUCAAUGGUCGCUGAUGUCCACCGCACAAUGCUCUACGGAGGCAUCUUCUGCUACCCCGCUGACAGCAAGUCCAAGCACGGAAAGCUCCGCAUCCUGUACGAGUGCUUCCCCAUGGCGUUCUUGGUCGAGCAGGCUGGUGGCCGUGCGACGACUGGUCGCAAGAGAAUGUUGGAUGUCCAGCCAGAGACCAUUCAUUCUCGGUCGCCCAUCUUUCUCGGAUCCAAGGAGGAUGUUCAGGACCUUGAAGCCUUCUACAAGGCCGAGCUUUAA